This is a messenger RNA of Prosopis cineraria, 2923 nucleotides long. Its product is annotated as kinesin-like protein KIN-13A. Gene Ontology annotation, molecular function: microtubule binding; microtubule motor activity; ATP binding. The record is from RefSeq and is a predicted model, not a curated record. Gene Ontology annotation, biological process: microtubule-based movement. Bases 371 to 2794 code for a protein of 807 amino acids. Lineage: Eukaryota; Viridiplantae; Streptophyta; Magnoliopsida; Fabales; Fabaceae. The transcript is spliced from 14 exons.
UUUUUUACGAAGUAUCUCAUCUAUAUUGUUGUUGAAGGCAUCCUCGCUCUGCCUGUGUGUCGUGGAUCAUCUGCCAUCCUCGCCAUCGCCAUUUUCUUCACUAGAAUAGAAACUCGAAGAACGCUCUUCUUGCUCAGCUAUACAAUCGAUUUCGGAUUUUCUUUGUCCCCCUCCGGCAGUUUCAGAUCUGAUCCCAAUUCAGCAUUUUCAAUUAUUGCAAUUCGUGCAGACGUCGGAUUUCGUGGAUUUGGAUUCUGUCGUUCGACUUGUUAUGUUCUUCUUCGAAUUCGAAUUCUCUCCUCAUUCGUGUGUACGUAGAUCUUAAAAAUUGGCUCCCCAAAGACGUUCCCAGCGCCACUUGGGCGGCCAGAUGCAGCAGACUAAUGCUGCGGCCACUGCCCUGUACGACCACGCCGGCGGCGGGUCUCUGCACAAUGCAGCGCCUGCCAGUGAUGCUGGUGAUGCCGUAAUGGCGCGUUGGUUACAGUCUGCUGGCUUGCAGCAUCUGGCCUCUCCAUUGGCUUCUACUGGUAUUGAUCAUCGCCUCCUUCCCAACAUUCUCAUGCAGGGUUAUGGAGCACAGUCUGCUGAAGAAAAGCAGAGGAUUUUUAAGUUAAUGAGAAGCCUCAAUUUUAAUGGAGAAUCUGGUGUGGAGCCAUAUACACCAACUGCCCAAACUUUAGGCAGUGUGGCAAUACCAGAUGGGUCUUGUUCUCCUGAUUUCCGGGGGGAUUUUGGAGCAGGGCUUUUGGAUCUUCAUGCUAUGGAUGAUACAGAACUUUUAUCUGAGCAUGUUAUUUCAGAACCUUUUGAGCCAUCGCCAUUCUUGCCUGGAGAUGCUAGAGUAUUUGAGGAUGACUUCAAUCAAAUAAAUAGCAAUCAAGAUGGAGAAGCAGAUAUGUCAAUUCCUUUACCAAUGAAGGAAAAAGAGAAUAAUGCAAGGGAAAAUAAUGUUGCUAAGAUUAAAGUCGUGGUACGAAAAAGACCUUUAAACAAGAAAGAGCUUGCUAAGAAGGAGGAAGAUAUUGUGACCGUAAAUGACCAAGCAUGUUUGACUGUCCAUGAACCCAAACUAAAGGUUGAUUUGACGGCGUAUGUGGAGAAGCAUGAGUUUUGUUUUGAUGCUGUUCUUGAUGAGCAAGUUACCAAUGAUGAGGUAUACCAAGUUACAGUAGAACCAAUUAUUCCCACAAUUUUUGAGCGAACCAAAGCUACAUGUUUUGCAUAUGGUCAGACAGGAAGUGGUAAAACUUUCACAAUGCAACCAUUGCCUCUCAGGGCUGCAGAAGACCUUGUCAGGCUAUUGCAUAAGCCAAUCUACCGAAAUCAAAGAUUCAAAUUGUGGCUUAGCUACUUUGAGAUAUAUGGUGGAAAACUCUUUGAUCUUCUCAGUGACAGGAAGAAACUUUGCAUGAGGGAAGAUGGACGGCAACAAGUUUGCAUAGUGGGGCUGCAAGAAUUUGAGGUUUCUGAUGUACAAAUUGUCAAAGAGUUCAUUGAGAAGGGGAAUGCUGCAAGGAGUACUGGAUCAACUGGUGCUAAUGAGGAAUCCUCUAGGUCACAUGCUAUUUUACAAUUGGCUGUGAAGAAACACAGUGAGGUGAAAGAGAGCAAGCGAAACAAUGAUGUUAAUGAGGCAAAAAGUGGGAAGGUUGUGGGGAAGAUUUCUUUUAUUGAUCUUGCUGGGAGCGAAAGAGGUGCUGAUACCACUGACAAUGACCGUCAGACACGAAUUGAAGGGGCAGAGAUUAACAAGAGUCUUUUGGCGCUGAAAGAAUGCAUUCGUGCUCUUGACAAUGACCAGAUCCAUAUACCAUUUCGUGGAAGCAAACUUACAGAAGUGCUGCGUGACUCCUUUGUCGGCAAUUCGAAGACAGUAAUGAUAUCUUGUAUAUCUCCAAAUGCUUCCUCAUGUGAACACACUCUUAAUACCUUGAGAUAUGCAGAUCGGGUUAAAAGUCUAUCCAAAAGCGGAAACUCUAGAAAGGAUCAAACCCUAAAUUCAGUAUCGCAAACUAACAAGGAAGUUUCUUCUGCAUCAUCCCUUCUAGCGAGUGCCAGUGCAGAGGAUGUUAAUGAGCAACGUCAGGAGGCGAAAACAAUGGAUAUGGGUAAAAGAUUUGCAGAAAAGGAAACUUCUGGGCACAAGUCUGCUGCUGAUGUUGACAAACACCCACUAAGUUUUUCAUCAAGUUACUUAGUAAAUGGUCCAGAGGGAAAGAGUUCAACUUCUGCUUUAAUAGACAAGGAGAGAUUUGAGGCGAAGAAUUCUUACAGUGACCAUACCAGUCAAAAGAUGAACCCAUACUCCCAAAAUUCAGCUGAGUCAGAUGAGAAAGUGCAAAAAGUCUCUCCUCCACGAAGAAAAGGGUCUAAGGAGGAGAGGUCAGAAAGAUAUCCGAACUUACCUAAAAAGGAUGCCAAUGGAUCUGACUCCUCCGCCACGGGGAACUAUAAGACAAUCACCACUGCCACCAGGCAGCAAUACGAAGAAGAAUCCCCUCCUGAUGGAAAUAUCAAUGCAAUACUGGAGGUUUGCAAACAUGAGGAAGAAGCACUAAUUGCUGCUCAUAGGAAAGAAAUUGAGGACACAAUGGAGAUUGUUCGUGAAGAAAUGAAACUCUUGGCAGAAGUUGACCAGCCAGGAAGCCGUAUUGACAACUACGUCACUCAAUUGAGUUUUGUGCUUUCUCGCAAAGCAGCAAGUCUCGUAGGUCUUCAAGCUCGCCUUGCGAGAUUCCAUCAUCGACUGAAAGAACAAGAGAUACUCAGUAAAAAGAGAGUAUCUCGUUAAGUGACUUCGAUUUCUCACAUUCAGUGACGAUGGAUACCUGCUUGUUCUAUAUAUAUAUAUAUAUAUAUGGAUCUUAUGUGUGACAUUCAAAUUUAAUGUACUUAAAAUGUAUAUUUGUCUCUUGUUUAA